UUACGUCACGAUUAAAGAUAUUAAUAUCUUUAAUCGUGGUGUACGUGCAUAAAAAUACUUUUCUAUGAUUGAUUGGAACGUAUAAACUUUCAGGUAUACCAAAAGCUUACCAUGUAUACCAACCAAUCACAGAAAAGAAUUUUCUAUGCACAUACACGUACGUCGUACACAUAUAUGUAAUAGAAACCCGCCUAAAUGUACUUUGCACAGGUAUUCGGUUACCUACUGAUUAGUAGUGGUUUAUUUAAUAAAAUAUUAUACAGCUGCAGCCACAAUAUUUAUUUUUAUCUUUAAAAAAUCUUUUAUUAAAAUAUAUUAAUUAAGAGCUUAUAUGGUACAGUUGUACUCACUACGUCACUACUACGGUAUUUUGACUUUUGAACAUAUAUAUAUUUAACAGUAAGAACUAAGAAUACAACUACGUGACAGCAAUUAAUUCAGAUAAAAAUGUCAAGUAAUGAUGUAAAUAAUACAAGUAUGCUCAAUGAUCUGAGUAAAUUCAAUUUAAAUUUUUAUGAAAGUAGUAUUGAACUUUGGAGAAUUGAAGAAAUGUGUCGUUUAAAAGUAAACAGUAUUAAAGAAAUCAAACAUUCUACUGAACAAGUCACUUUAGAAAAUGGAUGGAUUAAAAAACAACUGCAUGAUACUAAAUCAAGAAUAGAUGAAGUUAAAGAAAAUAUAGUGAGGUGUAUUGACAACAUUAUUUUCUCUCUUAAUGAAACAUUAGCUCAUCUAGAAAUGCAAUAUAAAAAGAAAGAAUUCAUACUAAAUAAAUCAAAACGUGAAUAUGAAUUACAAUUGUUUAUAAAAAUGGAAUUGUGGCAAAAAAAAGAGGCACGACUAAAUAAUAUACCUGAAGUUAAACUAAUAAAAAUUGCCGACUCUGAACUAAAAAACACAAAAUUAGAAUAUGAAGAGUUGUUGAUAAAUCUUCAAAAUUUAGUUGAAAAGAUUGAUAUAGCUACAAAUGAAAACGAUGAAAAACAGAACCAUGUUAUUAUCGAAUAUGCUAAAGUUUAUAUUGAAAUGCUAUCUUUAAAUAAGCGAGAAGAAAACUGCAAAACUCUUUUAAGAAAAUUGAAUGCAGAAUAUAAUGAGAAAUGUUCUAUGAAAAAUGAACUUCUUGAAUCCCAAAAUAAGAAAGUUAAUAAAUUAUUAUUUUGGUCAUAUACUACUAGCACAUUUGACUCCAACAUUUUCAAUAUGGAACUUAAUUCAUUGAACCAAGAUCUAAAACCUAAUUUAACAAAUUCCAAUAAUUUUAAUCAUGCUAAUUUUAUUUAUGACAAAGAUGAUAUAAAUAUUCAGAAUUCAAAAUUAAAUAAACCAAAAAAAAAUGUAACUUUUUUUUUAUCUUCUGAGGAUAAAAUAUCAGUGGAAACAAAUGAUCAGAAUGUCAAUACUUGCAAAAACUUAAAUACACUUACAGAAGAAGUCAAUAAAAACAUAAAUAAAAACUCUUCAAAAUUAAAAAAUAUUCUUAAUGUGGAAGAUAUGGACGAGGAUACUAUUCAAUUUACAAAAAAAGAUGUAAUAGAAUCAAAAGAGAUUAACUUUGAAAAUAAAGAUAAUAUGGAUAAUGAUAGUGAUCUAAAUUCCUAUACUAAUAAAUCUAAAACUAUUGAUGUACUGUCAGAUACUGAAUUUAAAAAACCAAAUAAUCCUGAGCAAGAUACAAGUAUAAUGAAGCCAAAAAUUAUUCAACCAAGUAAAAUGAAAACAAAUAAGAUCAUAAAUAUAGAUAACAAUUUUAAUCAAGAAAAAGUUAUAUCAUUGAGUUUAUCAAUGAACAAUAAAAAUCACCAUAAUAAAGAUUGUCAUCUAACUAAUGAAGACCAAUUACAAAAACUAAAUGAUUUAAAUUUUAUGGAACAUUCAAAUUUAAAAAAUAUUGAUUCUGAAAAUAUUAACAUAUUUGAUGAUUUAUCACAAUCACAAGAAAAUGUAUCUGAUAAUCAAAAUAAAAAAUUAUCCGAUGCAUUUUGGAACUUUUGUGCAGAACCAAUAUCUCAAAAUAGUGGAGACAGUAGUUUUUGUGGGUCAGACUUAUCUGAAUUAUUUGGAAAUUCUUAUGAUAUUAGUCAAUAUCAAGAUAAUGUACAAUGCCAUUUUACUAAGUCUUUUAAUAAUAACUCAGAUAUAACUCCUGAAUCAAAUUUUCAAGUAUUAAAAAUUCCACAACAAUCAGGAAAUUUUAUGUUUCAACCUUCACAAAGUGAAUCAUCUAAGAAAACUAAAACUAAUAAGAAUAUAUUUAUAAAUGAAGCAACAUCCAGUGCAUCUAAUGAUUUUACCCUACCCAAUGAAUCACAUUUUCUACCAUCUGAUCAAUUUAGAUUCAAGUUUUUGUAAAAAAAAAAAAAAAGUAUAAGUAAAGAAAAAUAAAUGCUUUAUACAUAUGUGAGUAAAAGCUAAAUGUACAUUUUAACAAAUACCUAUUUUAUUUAACAACACCUAGUUAAUUAGUGAGUAUUUAUUCGUAUUACUUUUGCAUGUAAUUCUUAAUUUGAAUACAUUUU
Molecule: messenger RNA, 2519 nt
Organism: Aphis gossypii (cotton aphid)
Lineage: Eukaryota; Metazoa; Arthropoda; Insecta; Hemiptera; Aphididae
Product: TNF receptor-associated factor family protein DDB_G0272098-like
Exons: 13
Coding region: 448-2352 (634 amino acids)
Source: RefSeq, a predicted model, not a curated record